AUGAACCGUUUCCCCGGGGCCUCUGAGCCGCCCGUGUCGCCCCACGACAGGAAUGGACGAAAACCUCCAGCCAAUGCUGCAUUGCCGCCCAAACAACGGUCAGAAAUCGAUUAUUUUGCCAAUGGCCACUUUUCCCGGUCGUUCAACUCGUUGAUAUUAGACGACGUGGAUGAUACCAAGCUGGACAAAGACAAAUUGGACAAACAUGACAAAUAUGACAAGAAUGACAAGAAUGACAAGGUAGACAAGAAUGAUAAAGGAGACAAACAUGACAAACAUGACAAACACGACAAACAUGAAAAACAUGACAAGCAUCAAAAUAUCAACAGAAUCUCUAAACCAAAGCACCAGAGCAUCAAUAAGAGUCCUCCGUUCAAUGUCAAACAUGACAUGACUCUGGACACUAUUGUUGACGCAAUUGAUGACUCAGUCGAAGUGGACUUUGACAUCUCCGAAUACUUGGGAACCGAUGGACUUGGCAUUAUCACCGACAGUGACAGAGACUUCGAGAAUAUCGAUGACAGUUAUGGAGAUGACGGAGAUGAUGCUCACUCCAACACCAACUCCAACGACGAAACUAAUGCCACGCGUUUCAGCCACCUGACAAUUACCCCAUUCUGCCCAGGCACUGGCAAAAAACCUGAGUUGAAGCGUUCGUCAAAGUUCUUCAACCUUUCAAUUGACUCCAACUUCGACCCGGAUGCUAGUCCGCUCAAUCUGAAGAUGACCUCACCUUUGGUGGAGAACUCCACUCCUUACAACAAGUUCAAGCGUCCGCACAAGCUUGUAAGUCAGUCGCCAUCGCCCAGCUCCAAUUCUCGCUUCAAACCGGCUUCCGGCGCUAACACGCCGUUGCGAUUUGACCCCAAGAAAAUGUUCAAGAACGUUAGUGCCUAUCGCGUGAAGUCGCCAAUGAAAUUGGCCACUCUGUCGUCGGCUUCCUCGCCAGCAUCACACUUUAAGAAGUUCUUCAAAAGUCCGAACCCAAAAUUUAAGGAGUCCUCCUCUCCGUUGAGUGGUUAUAACUUCGAUCCGUACAACUCGGCUGAUUGUGACGAUUCUCCGCUGCGGCACAAAAAGCUGUCAGUGUCUUCCAGCUCGAACUUCUCCAUCUACAAGGAAGAUGAGAAUGAUGCCACCAACACCAAAAAACCCAGAGCUAGCUCUACGUUUGUACCCAAGAGGCCUUCCAAGCACGACGAAAACAAAGAGAAUAUCUUACAGGGUGGGUCCAAGAUAAACUCGAUCCCAAAGAGCUCCUACAAAUUUGUAAGACCUCUUCAGACCGCAUUCGAGUCUUCCGGUUUGCAGAAGAAAAGUUCCAUUAGUCUAGCUUCCAAUAAGCCACCUCCAGAGACGCCGAUGAAGAGAAAUCCUUUGCUAUUUCUCAACAAGGACAAGAAUAAACCUGUGGAAUUCGAAGAAUCAUUUUUGAGUACUGACAACUCUAUCGAGGUGGGGAGGAAUGCAAGCUACACACAUUCUAACGAGUCGAAUUCAUCGUUUUUCAAGAUCCCUUCUUCAUCGAAAAUUCAGAAUCCAAUUGAAUUGGACUUGGAUUCUCACUCAGAUAUUGAUUUUGAUGAAAUGAUACCAGAAACUCCAACUAAACUGUCGAGCAGAGGAAAGCAAUUGAAUCUUCUUUUACACAAGGAACCACAACCACAUCUUCCACAGGUCUCGAAAGAGAUCAAUGAAAACGAACCGUGUACUCCUAUUCUGAAUAUGCCUCCAACUUCGAUUGCAUCAUCUCAGGUUACAAUUAUUCUUCCAAGUGCCGCAAGAGAAAAUUCGAACAACGAUCAGACUCUAACUCUCAGUCGUCAUCGCGAAGACAAUGAUCCGUCGUAUUCCAAAUUCUCUGUACCAGAAAAGGAAAGGAUAGAUGAGCACUUGGCAGAGAAAUUUGGAGCUCAGAAUAUCCAGUAUAUUGGAUGUGGUCAAUUCUCAGUGGCAUAUGAAUGUGCAUUCGAAAAUGAGAAGUUUGCCAUUAAAAGAACGAGAAAGCCAAUCAUAGGCAAUGUGGAGAAGAAAUCGAUCCUUCGUGAAAUCGAGGCUUUGCGAGUCUUGACUUCGAUUGGCGAUGAUGAAGAAGUGGAGGAAGGCAAAGAGAAUCUCGUAUUUUUCGUCGAAGCCUGGAGCUUCAACAAUCAUUACUACAUUAUGACAGAAUAUUGUGAAGGCGGAACCUUAUAUGCUUUCUUAGAAGAGCAUAAGAACUAUAAAAUCGAUGAAUUUAGAGUUUGGAAGAUUCUUAUUGAGAUUCUUUGUGGCCUCAAAUUCAUUCACCUGAAAAACUACUUGCAUCUUGAUUUGAAGCCCGCAAACAUUUUCAUUACAUUUGAAGGAUGUUUGAAGAUUGGUGAUUUUGGAUUGUCCACAAAGCUUCCAAUUCUUGAAAAAGAUUUCGACAUUGAAGGAGAUAGAAAUUAUAUUGCUCCCGAAUUGAUCAACGACAAAAUUUAUACCCCAUUUGCAGAUAUCUUCAGUGUUGGGUUGAUUAUCUUGGAGAUUGCAACCAAUAUCGUUUUACCUGGCAAUGGUACGCCAUGGAGAAAAUUGAGAAGUGGAGACUUGAGUGACGCUGGUAAGUUGUCAAGCGACAACAUCAGUGAUUUCUUGAAUCACAACAAUUUCUCGUCUCUCACAUCUUACAACUCGUCAUUGAGCUCAAUUAACAUGCAGCCGCUCAGUCUGCAUCACUUGAGUUCUGUGGGACUUCAUAACUCCUCAUCCAACCCACUUCAGCCUCCAGCAUAUUCAAAGCCAGGAAGCUUUUCCGUCACUGGUCAAGGCAAUUCGCGGUUCAUCAACAACAUCAGAGAACUUAUACCAAGAGGCGCACCAGACUUUUUGGUUGCCAAUUCGCACAACCUCGAUAAAUUGGUGACCCGAAUGAUGAAGCCCAAUCCGUUUGAGCGACCAACUGCUAGCCAGAUAUUGGAGAUGCAUGAAUGUAUCGAGAUCGAAAAUAGACGCAGGGCGGGGGCCACCAUUUUCGAGGGAGAGUUUGGCCCCAAUGACGACGAAUAA
Molecule: messenger RNA, 3033 nt
Organism: Sungouiella intermedia
Lineage: Eukaryota; Fungi; Ascomycota; Pichiomycetes; Serinales; Metschnikowiaceae
Source: the annotation of a GenBank genome assembly